This is a messenger RNA of Arachis stenosperma, 1629 nucleotides long. RefSeq lists its product as uncharacterized. Gene Ontology annotation, cellular component: nucleus. Gene Ontology annotation, biological process: DNA repair; DNA replication; DNA recombination. Gene Ontology annotation, molecular function: DNA binding. The record is from RefSeq and is a predicted model, not a curated record. Bases 1 to 1629 code for a protein of 542 amino acids. The transcript is spliced from 12 exons. NCBI's taxonomy places the organism in Eukaryota, Viridiplantae, Streptophyta, Magnoliopsida, Fabales, Fabaceae.
AUGACAACUGCUAUGGAUAUGGUUAAUAAGAUUAAUCCUGAGAAGGAAGCAUGGAACCUCAAAGUUAGGGUGAUUAGGCUUUGGACUGUUCCAACUUUCACUGGUCAACUUCUCCCAAAUUUCAUGGAGAUGAUUUUGGUUGAUGAAUCUGGGUGCAAGAUACAAGCUACUGUUCGGAAGACUAUGAUUUACAGGUUCAAACAACUUCUCACCGAGGGUCGAUUCAGGACCACUGUUAGGGAUGCUAUCUGCGAUUUUAUUCCAAAAUCUGCUCUUACAAUCUCUCCAUUCACUGAACUUUUGGAAACUAAAGAGGAUUCCGAUUUCUUAGUUGAUGUGGUGCAUCUGUUGGUCUCUGUGUCGGAAGAGAAAGAAUAUGAUAAAGAUGGAAAGAAGAUGAAGAUGGCUGUGAUGGAACUUGCUAAAAAUGAUCACAGGAUUCGGUGUGCCUUAUUUGGUGAAUAUGUUGACGAACUUAAUCGAUUUCUGUCUUCUGGGUAUGCUGAACAGCCAGUUGUUGUUUUACAGCUUGCCAAAGUUAAGGUUUUUAGAGGUUUGUAUCAUGUAAAUUUUCAUUUCAGUUCUAUUCCACAUGGAGUUAGUGCAUCCCAACCCAUUGCCUUUGUUGGAUCUGGAAAAAAUAUCGGAAUAGAAGAAGAUUUUAUGAAGCUCACACCUAGGUGUACUGUGAAGUCGCUUGAUGAUAACAACCGGGCUGGAACUUUUGUUGUACUAGCGAAGAUAGCUAAAAUAGUUGAGGAUGAUCCUUGGUGGUACUCUGUUUGUGUGUGUGGUAGAGGUAUUCUGGCAAAAUCUGAGAUUUACUUUUGUCAGUUUUGCAACAUCCAUGUUACAAAUAUGACUCCUAGGUUUAGAGUGAAGGUGUUGGUUGAGGAUUUCACUGGUGUUUCUAUUUUUGUCCUCUUUGAUCGUGAGGCAAGCUACCUACUGAAUAAGACUUGUGCCCAGCUAUUUGAACAACAUCUUAAGGAUGUUGAUGUUGUGUUUGGCACACAGUCUCCUCCUAUAUUUCAAGAAAUUGUUGGAAAAACUAUGCUGUUCAAGGUUCUUAGUAGUCCUGUUGGGAUGGAGAAAUUCAAAGGGACUUAUACAGUGAGGCGUGUUUGUGAUGAUGCUGCAAUACUUGGAAUGUUUGAGCUCUCUGGUUCAGAUUUGAGUCCCGAAAAGGCUGGCUUUGUACUAAAAGGAGAGGGAUCAUUUGGGGAGCCCUCUAAGGUUACUGAAUCAUCGAAUUUGGGAUUGACUCCUUCCAGCUGCUCCGAGCUCUUUGCUGGUUUGCCUCAAUUUACCCAACCAGAAUCAAGUGUUGUUGACUUGGGAGCUGAUGAAGAUGCUAAGUGUCCUCUCCUUAAGAGAAAGUAUGCUGAUGCUGUGGUGGAUAAGUUAAAUGAAAUGGAUAGUUCUGAAAAUUCAUCUGAUGAAGUUGAUGAAAGUGAAGAAGCGAGUAGUGAGUAUGUGGCUGGCGUUAAUCGAGGCUCUGUUGAUGCUGAGAAAGAUGUGAAGCCUUUGUUGAAGAGGUUGAGAAGAUCCUUGAGGCUGCAAUUUGAUGAAGCUGAUGAGUCUCGUGGCGCGGGGAAUGAUGGCUCCUCUGGACAUGGGGUUAAUUGA